UCCAGGGGUGCCUUCUCGGAGGUGGUGCUGGCGGAGGAGCGGACGACCCGCAAGCUGGUGGCCAUCAAGUGCAUCACCAAGAAGGCGCUGGAGGGCAAGGAGACCAGCAUCGAGAACGAGAUCGACGUCCUGCACAAGAUCCAGCACCCCAACAUCGUUGCUCUGGAUGACAUCUAUGAGAGCAGCAGCCACCUCUACCUCAUCAUGCAGCUGGUGUCGGGCGGGGAGCUGUUUGACCGCAUAGUGGAGAAGGGCUUCUACACGGAGCGUGAUGCCAGCCAGCUCAUCCGGCAGAUCCUGGACGCCGUCAAGUACCUGCAUGACAUGGGCAUCGUGCACCGUGACCUCAAGCCCGAAAACCUGCUCUAUUACAGCCUGGACGAGGACUCCAAGAUCAUGAUCAGUGACUUCGGGCUGUCCAAGAUCGAGGGCUCCGGCAGCGUCAUGUCUACGGCGUGCGGCACGCCCGGCUACGUGGCCCCGGAGGUGCUGGCGCAGAAGCCCUACAGCAAGGCGGUGGAUUGCUGGUCCAUCGGCGUCAUCGCCUACAUCCUGCUGUGCGGCUACCCCCCCUUCUACGACGAGAACGAUGCCAAGCUCUUCGAGCAGAUCCUGCGGGCCGAGUACGAGUUCGACUCGCCCUACUGGGACGACAUCUCCGACUCGGCCAAGGACUUCAUCAAGCACCUGAUGGAAAAGGACCCGGGCAAGCGCUUCACCUGCGAGCAGGCCCUGCAGCACCCCUGGAUCGCCGGGGACACGGCGCUGGACAAGAACAUCCACCAGUCCGUCAGCGAGCAGAUCAAGAAGAACUUCGCCAAGAGCAGGUGGAAGCAAGCCUUCAAUGCCACGGCGGUGGUGCGGCACAUGCGAAAGCUGCAGCUCGGGACAAGCCAGGAGUUGCCGGGGCCCACGACGCCGACCAGCCCCUGCCGCAGCGACCAGCUCAUGCCGGGCCCCAGCGACGGCUCCGACUCCAGCAGCUGCGACCGGUCGCCAGGGAAUGACUGCCUGCAGCUGCCCCCGGACUGACGCCCCCCGCAGUGCGCAGGGCCCAGCCUUGCCCCCGCUGCUCUUGCCAGGUCACGGGCUGAGCCGCUCGGGCAUGGGGUAGGACUCUGCGCGCCUGGCUGGUGCGUCCGGGC
This is a messenger RNA of Gavialis gangeticus (Gharial), 1145 nucleotides long. RefSeq names its product calcium/calmodulin dependent protein kinase I (gene CAMK1). The record is from RefSeq and is a predicted model, not a curated record. Gene Ontology annotation, cellular component: intracellular anatomical structure. Gene Ontology annotation, molecular function: ATP binding; calmodulin binding; calcium/calmodulin-dependent protein kinase activity. Lineage: Eukaryota; Metazoa; Chordata; Crocodylia; Gavialidae. The annotation marks the transcript as partial. The transcript has 10 exons. Gene Ontology annotation, biological process: peptidyl-serine phosphorylation.